Molecule: messenger RNA, 570 nt
Organism: Arachis ipaensis
Lineage: Eukaryota; Viridiplantae; Streptophyta; Magnoliopsida; Fabales; Fabaceae
Source: RefSeq, a predicted model, not a curated record
AUGUGGACGGCAAACCAGAGAGAUAACGGUAGCGGUGGUGAUGGUGUGGAUAAUGGUGAUGAUGACAACGGUCAUGGAGGAGGUGGUAGUGGACACGACACAUCUGAUGGUGACGGAGGUGGUGGUGGCGGUAACGGUGGUAUGCGUGGAGGUGCUGGAGGUGGAGGAGUCGGUGCUGGUGGUUGUGGUCAUAGUGGUUUUGUGGGUGGCGUGAGUGGAGUUGCAAGUGGUGGUGGAGGUGGAGGAGGGUUUGGUGGUCAUAGUCGUGAUGGUGAUAGAUGUGGUGGUUAUGGUGGCGUUGGAUAUGAUAGCAAUGGUGGUGGAUCAUUUUCCAUUGUCAAUGAGCUACCAUCUGGACUCAUCGAUGAGACAUUUUCGUUGGGUGGGACACCUCCCUCGGCAUUUGCUAUAACUACAGCUGCACAACCUAGGCCAUUAACAUCACAGGAGUACAGAUCAGACGACAUGGAGCAUGACGGGGAUAAGGACGACGAUGACGUCCCUGUAGCACAGAGAGCAUGGAGGAUUAGGCCCCCCAACUGCUGCAGCACAGGAUCGCAUCUCUUUUGA